AAUUUAUCCUAAAAUGGGAAAAAAUAAAUUGUGCUGCAAUUUUACCUUCAGCUGAUUUCUGAUAUCAUAUCAACCAACAUCAGCAUCUGAACAUAGAACAGCAUCUUGCCAACAUCAGAUUGAGAGGUGGUUAUAUUCAUUUAAAAAAACAACAGGGGUUUGAAAGACUGGAGAAAGGAGAUUCCCAAUCAUGGUGGUUUUGAGGAAGGGGGAUUGGGUCUGGGUGGACUCUGGUACCGGGGUGCCCAUGGGGGCAGAGGUCAAACUCAACGAUACCGGACAGCUGCAGCUGAUUGACGAUGAAGGAAAGGAGCACAAGAUUAACAAGAAGACGGAGGACGGGCUGAGACCCAUGCACCCUACGUCUGUCAAUGGAGUGGACGACAUGAUUCGACUUGGAGACCUGAACGAGGCCGGCCUUCUCAGGAACCUCCUGGUCCGACACAAAGAAGGCAUCAUCUAUACAUACACAGGGUCCAUUCUGGUGGCUGUGAACCCGUACCAGCUGCUGCCCCUCUACACCACGGAGCAGGUGCAUCUGUACACGGACCGCCGGCUGGGCGAGCUGCCGCCGCACGUGUUUGCCAUAGCUGACAGCUGCUUCUUCAACAUGAGGCGCAACAAGAAGGACCAGUGCUGUGUCAUCAGUGGGGAAUCUGGAGCGGGGAAGACGGAGAGCACCAAGCUGAUGCUCCAGUUCCUGGCUGCAGUUAGCGGACAGCACUCCUGGAUAGAGCAGCAGAUACUGGAGGCCAACCCUAUACUGGAGGCUUUCGGUAAUGCCAAGACCAUACGCAACGAUAACUCCAGUCGCUUCGGGAAGUACAUCGACAUCUACUUCACCAAUGGCGGUGCCAUCGAAGGGGCCAAGAUACAGGAGUACCUUCUGGAGAAAUCCAGAGUCUGCAGACAGGCCACUGAGGAGCGUAACUACCACAUCUUCUACUGCAUGCUGAUGGGGAUGCCAGCUGAACAGAAGAAGAUCCUCUCACUGGGCACCGCCUCGGAGUACAACUACCUGAUCAUGGGUAAAUGCACUAGUUGCGAAGGGAGGGACGACAUUAAGGAGUACGCCCACUUCCGCUCAGCCAUGAAGAUACUCAUGUUCUCGGAGAAUGACUGCUGGGAGAUCAACAAGCUGCUGGCCGCCAUCCUGCACCUGGGAAACAUUGAAUUUGAAGCCACCAUUUUGAAUAAUAUGGAGGGCUGUGACAUCAUGACAUCUACUCAUUUCAACGUGGCCAGCAAACUCCUAGAGGUGGACCCCAAAGCUCUGGAACAAAGUCUGACCAAGCGCUCCUUCGUGGCCAGUAGGGAGAGUGUGACUAAACCCCUGACCGCCUCCCAGGCCAUGGAUGGGAGAGAUGCAUUUGUCAAGGCCAUCUAUGGCAGGCUGUUUGUCUGGGUAAUGGAAAAAAUCAACAAAGCUAUCUUCAAACCUCCUCCUGAGGACUCCAACUACAUCAGACAGUCAAUAGGACUGCUGGACAUCUUUGGCUUUGAGAACUUCAAGCAGAACAGUUUUGAGCAGCUGUGCAUCAACUUUGCCAACGAGCAGCUGCAGCAGUUCUUUGUGAAGCACGUUUUCAAACUGGAGCAAGAGGAGUACGCCCGCGAGAACAUCAUCUGGAAGAACAUCGAAUUCAACGACAACCAGCGCACACUGGACGUGCUGGCCAAUAGGCCUCUAAACAUCCUGGCACUUAUCGACGAGGAGAGCCACUUCCCCAAGGGUACUGAUACAACCAUGAUCAACAAGAUGAACCAGGUACAUGGGAAGGGAGAAGUGUACAUUCCACCUAAAAACAACCACGACACACAGUUUGGAAUCCAGCACUUCGCUGGCGUUGUCCACUACGAUUCAAAAGGUUUCCUUGAGAAGAACAGAGAUGCUUUGAGCAGUGACAUUAUUCAGCUGGUGGAGGUGUCUUCUAACAAGCUGUUGAAGCAGGCGUUCCAGAACGAGCUGUUUUCCAAUAACUCGAUGACCAGCACCAGUACCAACCCUAAAAUGAUCAUCACCCCAAAGAACUCUCUCCGGCAGCAAGCAGCUGAUACUAAGAAGCGUGUGCCGACGUUGAGUGGCCAGUUCCGUCAGUCUCUGGAUGCUCUGAUGAAGACCUUGACAGUCUGUCAGCCUUACUUCAUACGCUGCAUCAAACCCAACGACUUCAAGAAGCCCAUGCUGUUUGACAGAGAUCUGUGUAUGCGUCAGCUGCGCUACUCUGGGAUGAUGGAGACGAUUAGAAUCAGGAAGUCUGGUUAUCCCAUCCGCUACACCUUCGACGAGUUCCUUGAGCGAUACCGCGUGCUACUCAGGACCACCGUCUGUGACCCCAAAGUGGAAUCUGUACAGAAAUGCGCUGAAUGCAUCUGUGAAACCAUUCUAGCUGGAGAAGAGGAUGACUGGAAAUCCGGCAAGACCAAGAUAUUUCUGAAGGACUUCCAUGACACCAUGUUAGAACUGGAGAGAAUGAAAGAGUUGAAUAACAAAGCCCUUCUGAUCCAGAGGGUCUUGCGAGGCUACAAACACCGGAAACAGUUCCUGAGAAAGAGGUCAUCAGCGCUGGUCAUUCAGAAACACUGGAGAGGCUACAAGGGCAGGCAGUUGUACAGAGUGGUCCAGCUGGGCUUUGCUCGUCUGCAGGCGAAGGUCAGAGCCCGUCAGCUGCAUCACCAGUACCAGCAGAAGAGGGUGGCAGUGGUGGUGCUCCAGGCCCAGACCCGGGGCUACCUGGCCAGGAAGGAGUGGAGGAGGAGGAGAGCGGCCGUGGUUCUCCUGCAGGCCAACACAAGAGGCAUGCUGGCUAGGAAGCAAGUCAAGAAAAUGAAAAGAGAUGCCUUCCUGUCUGCUAAGGAGCGUCGCGAUGAGGAGCUGGCUGCUCUGGCGAGGCAGAGGAAACUAGAAGAAGUGCUGCGGCAAAAGAAGGAGAAGGAGGCCAACGCCCAAUCAGAAUCCAUCACAGACCAGGAAAUGGUGGACGAAAUGUUUCGCUUCCUGCCUAGUAUGGUUGGAGGGCAGGAGGGACAAGCACCCGCCGGAUUCAAGGACCUGGAGAAGAAGGGUGAACGGGUCAGACUGGAGGAGGUGGAUCUGGAUGACCUGCUCAUUGUGGAGGACAUUCCUGAGGAGGACUACGAUGACCUGGAUGAAUAUUCCUUCUCCAAAUUCGCCUCCAUGGAUUUCCAGGGCGCCGCCACGGCAACACACAUCCGCCAGAGGCUCAGACAGCCACUCCUCUACCACGAGGAUGAAGGAGAUGUGCUGGCUUCCAUGACAGUCUGGUGGAUCAUCCUGAGAUUCAUGGGCGACCUCCCGGAGCCCAAGCUUCAGUCCAUGCAGCCGGCCCAGGGCCUCCGAGGUGGCGGUGUGGGGAACCUGUCCCUGGACCGGGGCUUGGCCGAGAGGCAGGACCGCAGGCUGAGUCACAUGGUUGGUCUGGACCAGAGGGUUCUGAGGAACCAGAAGAACCGGAAGAUCUCUACGGUUCCAGAGGAACCUGCUCCUAAAGGCCGGAAGGGUUCUACCUUUACAGACCUGCUAUCCCGGAACCGGAAACCCUCCGCCAAGCCUGAAGAGGUUAUUCUGAGCAGGAAGGGCUCCUCGGCUGUAGGCGCAACGCCCCAGGCCCGGAAGGGCUCCACCUUCACGGAUAUGCUGAGCAGGAGCAGGAAACAGUCCUCCAUUUCUGAAGACGUCCCAAAAUCUGGUGGCCUUCGGAAGCCAUCCAUCAUCCAGGAGGAGUCUGAAGACCAGGAGGAGGUGACCAAGACACCCACCGUGCAGACAAUUAGUGAGGAAGAUGAGAACAUGAUGGGGGAGGGACCUACCCUGGAUCGGCCAAUGACAGCCCUGGAAAAGCUGCACAUCAUCGUGGGCUACGGCAUUGUCCGACGAGACCUCAGGGACGAGAUCUACUGUCAGAUCUGCAAGCAGCUCCAGGAGAACGGGAACCGCAGCAGUUUCUUCCGAGGCUGGAUCCUCUUGUCCAUCUGCCUGGGCAUAUUUCCUCCUUCUGAACGAUUCAUCAAGUACCUCCAGAGCUUCAUCCGUUUCGGGCCAAUGGGCUACGCCCCCUACUGCGCUAAGAGACUUGCACGCACCGUCACUAAUGGAGUCCGCGGUGAACCUCCGAGCUGGCUGGAACUACAGGCGACCAAAUCAAAGAAGCCCAUGGCUGUCUCAGUCACCUUGAUGGAUGGACGCACCAUCAGCCUGCCUGUAGACUCAGCAUCCACCUCCAAGGAGAUCUGCCAGUUCCUGUCUGAGAAAGUCCACCUCAAAGACACCUUCGGCUUUUCGCUUUACAUAGCGAUAUAUGAAAAGGUGUGGUCGCUGGGCAGUGGGCGGGAGCACGUCAUGGACGCCAUUUCCCAGUGCGAACAGGAGGUGAAGCGUAAAGGCGGGCAGGAGCAGCACGCCCCCUGGCGGCUGUACUACAGGAAGGAGAUCUUCACGCCGUGGCACAGGUGUGAGGAGGACCCGGUCAGCACAGACCUCAUCUACAGACAGGUCAUCAGGGGGCUGCGCUUCGGAGAGUACCAGUGUGACAAGGAGGAAGAAAUAGUCCAACUGGCUGCCAAACACUUCUAUGUCCAAUACGGACCAGACAGUGGUGAAAGCAACGCCAAGGCCGUCGUUCAGGACUGCAUCAGCCCGUCUCUGCUGGAGGCGAAGUCUCAGGACCAGUGGAUGCAGAUGGUCAGCACAGCCCAUGCUCAGGGUCCAUACAUAAACUCCAGACAAAAAGCUGUGAGUGUGAAGGCUGAGGUGGUGGACUAUGCUCGCAAGAAGUGGCCCAUGUUCUUCUCCCGGUUCUUCGAGGUCACCAAAUUCUCAGGUCCCGCGCUUCCUAAAAACAAGUUCAUCGUAGCGAUCAACUGGACCGGCAUCACCUUUCUGGAUGAGAAGGAGAGGAGACUACUGCAGCUCUCUUACCCAGAGGUCACUGCGGUUAACACCAUGAGGGAGGGGAAAGCGUUUGACAAGUCGGUUACUCUGCUGACCCUGAAGGGAGACUUCACUCUGAAUUCAGUAAUGGCUGGGAGCAUAUCGGAGCUGAUUCUCCUGUUCCUGGCAGGACUUAGAGACCGUUCCCAGUAUGCCGUGGCUCUGCAGGAGGUCAGCCAAGAUGACCACACGUUCUUGAACUUUAAGAAAGGGGAGCUGAUCGUCCUCGUCAAAGAUGAUGAAAUGACGGUGGGCCGCGGCUGGAUUACGGGGAAGAACGAACGCACGGGCAAGACGGGGGCCGUGCCCACGGACGCCAUCCUGGUGUUGCCCACUCUCGUCAAACCCACCAAUGAAGUCAUGAGUCUUCUAAACCUGUCACCUGACCAAAGGAAGAGCAUAAUGGCAGCCAAUCAAAAGGAGAUGGGCACUGUGGAGAGAGUUGCUCCCGCGACCCUCAAAGAGUUCUCUUACGAGUACUUCAGGCCUCCAAUCAAGGAUGUGAACCGUCAGGUGAUCUCUAAGAAUGUGGCCCCUGAGAGGCUGUGGGCCAACUCCAGGGAGCCAAUCAGACAGCCCCUUCUUAAGAGGCUGAUGGGAAACCCUGAGCUCAGCCACAAAGCCUGCCUUUCCUUCACUGCAAUCCUGAAGUACAUGGGGGAUUACCCCACUAAGCAGAUGCAGUCGCCCCUGGAGCUGACCGAUCAGAUCUUUGGCCCGGCCACCAAGGACGAGGCCCUGAGAGAUGAGAUCUACUGUCAGAUCAUGAAGCAGAUGACCAGCAACAAUAACAGGUUUAGCUUGGAGCAGGGCUGGCAGCUGUUGUGGCUCUGCUGUGGCCUUUUCCCUCCCAGCCAAUCACUGCUUAAACACACCAAGCGCUUCCUGGAGACCCGGCGGCGUGAACCCCUGGCGUCUGACUGUCUACAGCGCCUACAAGGAUCUCUGAGGAUGGAGCCCAGGAAACUGCCUCCCCAUCAGGUGGAAAUAGAUGCCAUCCAGCAGAACUCCCCCCAGAUCUUCCACAAGGUGCACUUCCCCAAUGACAUGGAUGAGGUCUUUGAGGUGACCACCAGCACUCGAAUCAGGGACCUCUGUCAGACCAUCUCCACCAAGCUUCAGCUGGUCUCAUCGGACGGAUUCAGCAUCUUUGUUAAAACACCUGACAAGGUUCUCAGUCUGAAUGAGUCAGACUACUUCUUUGACAGCCUGAGGCAGAUCACUGACUGGUCCAAGAAAGUCAAGAGUGUCAAAGAGGGUGGAGGGCCCAUGAACAUGUCCUACAUGGUUUUCUUCAUGAGGAAGCUGUGGGUCAGUGUCAUUCCUGGCAGAGAUCUGGAGGCUGACCUCAUGUUUCACUACCCCCAGGAACUGCCCAAGUAUCUGAGGGGGUACCAUCGUUGCACUAAGGAGGACAUGGUGAAUAUAGGAGCACUGCUCUUCAGGGUGAAGUCCAAAAACGACACGUCGCAGUUUGUCAUGAUCCCCAAGAUGCUGAAGGACCUGGUGCCCAAUGACAUGCUGAAGGCCAUGUCUGCUUCUGAAUGGCAGAAGAACAUUGUUGCUGCAUACAACAAACAAACGGGUAUGACAGCUGAAGAAGCCAUGGUAGCGUUUCUCAAGGUGAUCUGUCGCUGGGCGACCUUCGGCUGUGCCUUCUUUGAAGUGAAGCAAACAUCCGAACCCACCUUCCCAGAUAUCGUCAGGAUUGCCAUAAGCAAACAUGGGGUCACAAUAAUCAAUCCCAAAACCAAGGAUGUCCUGGUGACACACCCCUAUAACCGUAUUGCUAACUGGUGCAGUGGCAGCACCUACUUCCACAUCACCGUGGGCAACCUGGUCAAAGGAAACAAGAUCCUGUGUGAAACAUCUCUGGGAUAUAAGAUGGAUGACCUCCUCACGUCAUAUGUCAACAUGUACAUGAAUGAGACCAAAGCAGCAAGGACCCGAAACCAGAGAUACAGCUAAAAAGGCCUCCAGCAUUAAGAAACAUGAAAAAACACCAUGUCCACAGUGCAUUAACUUCUGUGCUAAUUUAUAUGCUAAAACAUAAAUGCAAACACAUUGAUUUAAAGGAUUGAAGAUGGGUUUUGUAGUUUAAUUUGUGACUCUAAAUGGAUUGGAUUCUGAAUUACACACGUUAAGAAGAAUGCAUUUAUUGUAAGUCGCUCUAGAUAGUGAAUGGAUGGGGUCCGCUAAAUUAUCUUUUGAUUAAUUAAUCUUUCGAUCACUUCUUAUUUGACCUGCUCAUAGACACAGACGGGAGUUCUACUUUAUUUAUAAUGCAACAUGUCAUUGAUCGUACUUUAUAUUCAUUCUCCAGCCAUGAGUCUCAAGUUGCUUUUGGCACAACUGAUGUCUGCCGUUGGUGCUUUCUCAAAAUAACUUUGCUACUUUUUUGUGAGAACAUUCGUUAGUUGCAACAGUAGUGUCUCAGUAAUGAUGAGCUUGGUUGGAGUAUACACAAUGAAAGAUUGCCAAUAAAACAAUUGCCAUGUGAUGUGGCUCUGAAACCG
This is a messenger RNA of Esox lucius (northern pike), 7467 nucleotides long. RefSeq names its product unconventional myosin-VIIa (gene myo7ba). The transcript is spliced from 49 exons. Gene Ontology annotation, molecular function: cytoskeletal motor activity; protein binding; ATP binding. The coding region runs from base 191 to 6919 and encodes 2242 amino acids. Gene Ontology annotation, cellular component: cytoskeleton; myosin complex. The record is from RefSeq and is a predicted model, not a curated record. Lineage: Eukaryota; Metazoa; Chordata; Actinopteri; Esociformes; Esocidae.